This is a messenger RNA of Umbelopsis ramanniana AG, 2195 nucleotides long. RefSeq lists its product as uncharacterized. The record is from RefSeq and is a predicted model, not a curated record. NCBI's taxonomy places the organism in Eukaryota, Fungi, Mucoromycota, Umbelopsidomycetes, Umbelopsidales, Umbelopsidaceae. Bases 17 to 2092 code for a protein of 691 amino acids. The transcript is spliced from 4 exons. Gene Ontology annotation, cellular component: nucleus.
CUCCGUCCAAACACUUAUGGAAGACAAUAUACAAAGCAUUUUUGACCGAUCGGCGGUCGACUUCGAGUACUAUGUACGGUAUUCCAUAUACUUUCCCAAGGAGACAAGCUCAAUCGAAGAUCUCCAACAGAUUAGUGCCGAGAUUCGUGCUUUAGCAGAGCAAAUAACCGGCAACUACAUUUGGCAAAAAGAUCACUUUGGAUUGUCAAUAACAACAAGUUCACUUCGAGACCCUUCGUACCCUUUUUUACACGGCAUAACCCGGUAUGGCGACUGUGUGACUGACGAGUGGCUGGUAGUCUACAUUCUGAAGGAAAUAUCAAAACGGUACCAAGAUGUUGUUAUUGACGUAUUUGACAAUGACGGGGAGUUUCUUCUCAUUGAAGCUGCCAUGGAAUUGCCACCGUGGUUAGAUCCGUCAAACAGUGAGAACCGAGUCUACAUUCAUCAAGGACACAUGCAUAUCAUACCGUUGCCCAAAUCACCUGCUGAAAUUAUUCACAUACCUAGUGGAACGCUUAUGCGAUCUCGUGCUAUUGAAAUUGUUCGAUCUCAUGUCGUUCCUACUCAAGUAUCAGCUGCAAUUGAGGAUGCAGCGUUUCACCGAAUCAAAGACUUCCCGACCAAGGCUUUAAACGAAAGACAUAGAGCGCGCUGUACGGUCCCAGCGCCUUUAGCAUAUGUUCUCUUGAAACAGCCUCAGCUGGUACCACAUGCAGUAGAAGCGUUCUAUACCCGAGAUCCUAGCAGUAUGAAGGCGGCGUCACGAAUGGCAACCUUUCCUCCUAACGAGAUGGUUACGACCGUGGUGGAUAUGACCAAAACCUGUUAUGCCAAACUUACGUCACAACAGUUCUUCGCACCAAAAGCAUUCAGAAUGCCGUCACGAUCCAAUCCUCGAAAGUACAAUGCCGCAGAGCUGGGCAUGAAGAUUGCCUGUGCCUUUGAGAUGCUUUACACUGACAAACGAAUCAACGUUGAAGCACCAACAAAGGAAACCACGACUGAUACGUAUGACUUCGAAAAUGACCUCACUUGGAGCGAAUAUAAGAAACGAUUGGAGCGCCGCGGGUACUUCAAAGGGGAAUUACAAGGCUCGGUUCGAUAUCGGGAGCUUGAGACGGUUGCUAAACAACAGCACCUCAUGAACCGACAGCAAGGAACCGGUCAGAUUGACGAUGAUAUAGAAUCCAAUAGCAUGGACGGAAAAAAUGCCAAUAGUAGUUUGAGUGGGACGCCUCGACAGCAGAUGGAACAAGUACUGAAGAAGUUUACAGAGACAGAUUUGGAACGUCUAUUACAAACAGCUAAAUCUCAGCCUGAAGAUGAUGAUUCAUGGAUGAACGUCGAUCCCCAGCAACUGGAAGAAUUACUCAAGCAGUAUGGUGGUCUUGGCAUGGACGAGGCCGACUUUGGAGACUCUAACCCCGGGAGCGGUGGCGAUUUGGAUUUAGAAGCUAUGAUGAAGAAAUUUGAGAGCUUUGUAAACUUUGAACAGAGUGGUGCGGAAGGAGCAGAGUUUCCAAUGGAAUCCUUGGGUGAAUUCAGUGAUGAGGACGAAGACGAUGGAUCAGACUACGAAUCAGAAAACGAUGAAAUAUCGUUUGAUCCAAAUCAAUUCAUGAGCAUACUCAAAAGCACACUAGGCAUUCCAUCCGAGGAGACUACUACGCAAGCUACCAAGACGCCAGUUUCCAUUGCGGAACCACAGUCAGCGUCCUUACAAGAGAUUUCGGAUGAAGAAGCGGAACGCAUCAAAAAUCUUCAAACCAACGAAGAGCCAACCAUGGAAUCAUUUUACAAUGAUAUGGAUGAGGAACUGCGGGGUCAUAAGAAGAUCAAUGCGUCCUUCCACAAAUCAGUCAGAUUCCAGCCUUCCACUGGCGAAGGAGAUGAAGCAGCUUCUGAGGAUGAAAUGGAAGAAGAUGAAGAUGCACCCGUUGAUAUUGAACUCAAUCUCGUGAAAAAUAUGCUGGAAAGUUUCAAGAGCCAGGAAGGUCUGCCCGGACCCAUUGGAAAUAUCAUGAACCGUAUGGGUAUUGUCAUGCCUCGCGACGAAACCUCCAUGGAAACCCCCAACAUAGACAAAUAAUGUGUACAUUAUGAUCAUCGAACACUGUAUAGUAUUUUCAUUUUUGAACUCUCUCAGCAUCCAUCAUUUUAUAUUUCCACCUUAAUGUAGCAUGCACAACAAU